CACGCACCGGAGUCGGGCAUUAAAUUUUGAAUCCUACUUAGUGUAACAUCUGGAGAAGAUCGUAGCGAUGGAGCCCGCAAAGUUCAUGUUCUUCGUUUCGUGUGCGUUCAAUUUUUUCUGCAUUUCCAUCGGAGAAGAAGGUCCUCUCACUCUGUUGGUAAGCUUCGAUGGUUUUAGGUGGGAUUACGUCAACAAAGUAGAAACGCCGAAUUUUGACCAGCUGAUCGCCGACGGAGCUUUUGUUCCAGACGGUAUAGUGAAUACGUUCAUCACGAAAACUUUUCCUAACCAUUUUACACUGGCAACUGGAAUGUGGGAAGAAAGUCACGGGAUUGUGGCCAAUAAUAUGUACGAUCCUCUACUAAAUGAACAUUUCCAUAUUGGAGACGAGGAUGCCAAGGACGGCAAAUGGUGGGACACCGGGGCCGAACCGAUCUGGGUGACGAACCAACUGCAGGGAGGUCGGAGUGGUGUAUAUUACUGGCCAGGAAGCGAAUCAGAAAUUAAAGGUAUUCGACCGAAUCAUUACAAAAAUUAUUCGACUGAUACGCCUUUCUCAGAUCGCGUUGAUGGUGUAUUGGAAUGGUUCACCGGAGAAGAUCCAGUUGAUGUGGGCUUACUGUAUUUCAAUGAACCAGACCACAGUGGUCAUGUUUAUGGACCAGACGCGCCAGAAAUGCUGAAUGUUAUACGCAUGUGUGACGACACAGCCGGAUAUCUGAUAAAGAGACUAAAAGAAGAAAAUCUGUACGAUAAAAUUAAUGUCAUUAUCACCAGUGAUCACGGCAUGGCUGAAUUAGAUAUGAAAAAACGUGUCAUUGUGUUGGAAAACUACAUCAACUUGGAUCUGUUUGAAGUGGUUGAUGACACUCCGGUGGCUGCAAUCAGACCAUUUGAUAACAAAAACAUUGUAACUAUUUACAAUGCCCUGCAUGAUAAACAUCCAAAUUUGACAGUUUACCUGAAAGAAGACAUACCAGAAAAAUUUCAUUAUCAGAAAAAUUCCCGAAUUAUGCCUAUUAUCUUGGUUGCAGAUGAAGGGUGGAGCAUCGCAUCCACUAAAGCUGAAUAUAUGAAUUCAACCCAGCAUGGUGGCCAUGGAUACGACAAUCGUUACAAAUCUAUGCACCCAUUCUUCAUCGCUCAUGGACCAGCCUUCAAAAGUAACUUUACUUCCAAGCCGUUCAAUAACGUUGAUGUCUACCCGCUGAUCUGCCAUAUUAUGGGUCUUCAACCUGGUCCAAAUAAUGGUAGUUUAAAUGUAGUGAAUGAUAUGCUAAUUGCCUCAGUCAUACCAGUAGUACCUGCAUUCUUUCCAUAUCACUUGAAACUUUCUCAAAGACUCAUCAUCGCCAUCAUCUUUGCUGGAUCCAUCGCCUUAAUAGCAGCCAUACUUUUGACUGGAAUGUGUGUGCGUCAACGCAAGUAUCGUUUGAAAAACUACCGUCCUGAUCUCCCAGCCACCAACUAUGAGGGCAGCAAACCACUUUUAUCUGAGCAAGAUGAAGAUAUUGCAUAAAAGUAAAUGAGAAAAUAAAUAGUUUUUGGAGCAAAUAACACAGUAACUGAUCUGUUAGCUCCAUAUUUUAAAGUUGAUGUUGAGACAGAGGAGACAAUUAUUCUUUUUAUGAUGAAGAUGUCUGGGUAUUUUUAUCAUGCACUGAGGGAGUGAAACGACACACAGGACUGACUGCAAUUCCUUUUAUCUCCCGUUCUCCCAAACUAAGGGUCUGCUUUUUUCAUUGCCAGAACAUUCCUUUUAAUAUUAUCCACGAAAGCCAACCAGUCGUAUUGUAACACUGAGCCAAAAUAAACUUUGUGGUACCACACA
Molecule: messenger RNA, 1831 nt
Organism: Saccoglossus kowalevskii
Lineage: Eukaryota; Metazoa; Hemichordata; Enteropneusta; Harrimaniidae
Product: ectonucleotide pyrophosphatase/phosphodiesterase family member 5-like
Source: RefSeq, a predicted model, not a curated record